This is a messenger RNA of Carassius auratus (goldfish), 16969 nucleotides long. RefSeq lists its product as uncharacterized. The transcript is spliced from 3 exons. The record is from RefSeq and is a predicted model, not a curated record. NCBI's taxonomy places the organism in Eukaryota, Metazoa, Chordata, Actinopteri, Cypriniformes, Cyprinidae. The coding region runs from base 4630 to 15843 and encodes 3737 amino acids.
GAAGUAUUCUAGAUUCCUGUUAUUAACAUUUUAUGUGAUGUGUAAUCAUGAAGCCCGUCUCACGGCCAAAACCAUUGCAAGCCUUGCUUUAGUUUAUGCCAUGGCUUUGUUUCUACAACAAUCACUGCAACUUUGAUUCCAGCUAAAUUAGUCAAGAUGGUGAGAGGAAAAUAAAAGAGCAGACAGCGAGAGAACCGACCAAUAACAGCUGGAUUCAUAAUGGAUGUUAAAACUGUAUUAAACUGAUUUGAAUAAGGAAUCUGUUAUGGGCCGCCAAGCAGAAUAGCAUAGGAUUGAGUUUUACCAACCUGGCUUUGGAUUCGUAAAACAUUUGCUUUGCAGAACUUCGCCACGUGCCAGCCAUUUGACAGUAUCUCAUCCAUUUAUGUUUUAGAACUCCACAAAGUUCAAAAUAUUGGAAAGAAUGAAACAAGAAAAACACUUUCUGGACAAAAUGUAACAUUUUAGCUUGGGGAUUGAUAUUAAGAUCAAAAACAGACCCCCUGUUCAUGAAACAAGUUCUACUUGAGUUAAAUGUAACAGCCUUUUUAUCUCUGUUAGCAUUUCCCAAAAGUGUAUUUACCCAUGUGGCAAUGAUGUGCUAAAUUCCAAUUUUUUUUUUUUUUUUUUAGCAUUAACCAGACCCUCAGAUUACUCAUAAAGUGUCUAUAAACACUUAUUUAACUGGUUUUGUGCAUUGCUAAACGAAUGUACAUGAUCAAAAUAUUUAAAGAUUAAAAUUUUUAAACAAAACACUGAGUCAUGCUAGAACUGCUGACUCUUCAUUUAUUGUAAUCCCAUCCCUCUUAUCAUCGGUCCUCCUCCAAGAUCCCAAUGGGAGCGUGUGACCAAGAGAAAACAGAGCUCUUCUGGCAGUGAGUGCUUAGGCACAUAUGGAGCUUAUUGCACACCAGUCACUGCUGCCACGAUCCCACCAUUGCAUCUCUCACUUGCUUGACCUCGAACACACAUGUUCCAGGAAGCUGAGUGUACCUCUGGAUGAUCACUCGCUGGCCUUGCUCCUCUGGACUUACUCUCCUUUUCAUUAGCUUUACAGUUGUAGUUUAGCUGACACGUUUAUCCAAAGCAACUUACAAUACACCUAUUGUUCCCAUAAAGAACCUGAAGUUACAGCCUGAAGUAAGUGUUUUGCUCGAGUACACAGUGAUCUUUUGAGUCUACAAGACCAACAUUUCCUUUUGAAGAAACAUGCAGUUAUGUGAUAAGGAGUGAUGACCAUUCUUCCCUGCAGUGUCCUGAAGUGGUGGUAGCUGCUGGUUCUGACUGGGGCUGUUGGUUUGCAUACUGUUUUGUUUUUGACUUUGUCUGUCGCUACCUGUCGCUUGGUUUUCUGGACUAAUUGCAUUUUCUGGAACUAAUCGUUAGCCAGACAUGGAUUUUACAUAUUGGCAAAGGACCCUGCUCACAUUAUCUGCUUGCCAUCUAGCAUCCACAGUUGCACAGUAAGUCUCCAUUCACUAAUAUCCUAUUGCAAAUGUGUCCAUCUGUUUAUCUCCAGCUAUAGAUGUCACUUUUAAUGCUCUCAGUAGACAGCCUCCUAUUAUAAUCAUCUUCAUUCUGCCCUAUUAUUACUCACUGUGAAAUAACUCUGAGUCAUGACAACUUUUGCAGGAAAUCUGGUCCCAUAAUUAAUCUAAGAUCAGCAGACUCAUCCAGACCCCUGUUCAUGUUGUAUUAGGCUCUGAAUAGUUUAAACACUCCUUUCCUCAGUAUUUUACAAAUAAAAUUAAUUAUAUAUUUUUUCCACUUUUAUGCCAAAAGGUCUUUCACAUUCAACCCCUUCCCAAAUGCUCUGAAUAGUUUCUGUCUGGAAGUUAUCUGUUAUUACUUUUUACUUGAAAAAUUGUAUUCUUCCUUUUGCGACAGCUCCACUAAAAUUUAUUUCGCAAACAUGUCUUAGAUCCAUUUGAUUUCAGUAAUUAUUGACCAAUUCAUGAUAUUUCCCACCUGGUCAUACUCCCUUAGAAUUUGUUGGCUUCUUAUAUACAUUUCCUUCAUUUCAGUAAUCACCGUUUCUAGCCAAAUGUGCAAUACUGAGAUGGCUGUCCUCUGAGUUGUCAAUGAUCUCCUCUGUGUAUUCUGGCACCCCUAGUUGUAUAAUGCUUUAUAAUCACCUCACUUUUUGACUAAUCAGUGGGAAAGAGACUCAAAAUACUUGAUUUUGCUCUUACAGAUAAGUGUCAUACAUCAUUCAAAACUGUCUGCAUUCGAAAAGUGUCUGCUUUUAUUUUUAUCAACAAAAUGAUGUGCUUUUGUAAAAUAAAGAAAAAAAAAAGGUGCACUUUCUGUCAUCUCUGUCACCGUGAACUUCUUUCUGAAACACCACAAAAAAAUUCACCAAAAUGCAACAAAUACUACAUGGUCAUUGUCACUUUUUCGCAUUCGACCUUUCUAACACAAAACAUGUUUUAAAAAGUUAAACUCCGUAUAAGGUCAAUUCUUGUUUCUAAACACAUUCUAAAUGUUAGAAAUGCAUUGCUAAAACAUUGCUAAAAAGACUGUGAACUAUGUAGUACUGUUUUGCACCAUUUUAGUGUUUAGAAUAUUUUGGGUGGGGCUAAAAUCAUGACUCGAUGAUGCAGUGGUGCCUCUGAGCAAGACCCCUCCCCUUGCACUAAGAGGUGUGUUCGACUUCAAGCAGCGCCGCGCUGACCAAUACCGUGUGACAUCAACGUACAGUGAGAGCUAUAGUGAGCAGAAUUUGCUUUUGAAUCGCUCUCAUGCUACUUUAUGUCACACACAGAUCGUUCUGCAUAGUAUUGCUUCAAGUCCAACACAGCUAAUAACUACAGUGCAUUAGCAUCAGUGGUUGACAUGCUCAAUCAAAAGAUACUGUCAUUACCGUUAGUAACUACAGCCGAGUUUGCUAGCUAGCUUUGCCUUCGUCACGUAAAUGCAAAAUACCUGGUUGCUAUAAUUUGCAAAACAGCUCAGUCUCCUUAUUGAAACUAAGCUGCUAGAGGAAGCAUCCAUUCAGGCUGACAGUUAAGAGAGAACUUUCCCAUGAGUGGGCAUGGGUUCAACACAGACAGCAGACACUCCCCCAGUGUUUGUGAGCAGUUGUUAAUAACACAUUUUUAUGUGGUGUGACAGACUUCAGUGAAUGAGUGAGCAGGAUGUACUCAAAAGUCCUGUGAAAAAAAUGUUCUGGAUGUUUUGUGGCCUUAUUUUAGUGACUUUAUUUUUUUUUUCACUAACCACACAUAAAUGUUUUCUCCAAAAACACAAAUUUGUACAUACAUGCUGAUACAUACUAUUGCAUCCCAGUUUGCUGAAUAAGGUGUAAUCAGACUUUAGCCUUUAAUAUGUUUAUAAGAAACUGAAAAAAGCAAAAAUGUCUGGUCGUGUCAAAACAUUUCCAUGGUCCAAAAACACCCUCAGACCCCAGAGGCUUGAAAAUUCUUCGUAUUGAAAUAUGCCACCAAAUAUGAAAUAUGUUCUAACUGACUUAAAUACUUGAGGGUUUGUUGAAAGAACAGAAGAAAUCUUGGAAAUUUCAGUUAAAGUGGAUUCAUGGUUCUCAAUAUCUAUGGUUCAUGGUUCUCCAAUCCAGUUUGCUGUGUCCCAAUCCCACAUUAAAUGUGAUGAUAAUCCGCAGAGAAACUAAAGAAAGGAAAGGAAGAUGAACAUCAGUGAUAAAGACAGAGCGAUUUUGCCCUGGACAAGCUAAUGCGAAUCUGUCAUCCGUUUUUGUGAAAAGAAAAGGAAAAAAAAAAGAGACUUUCAGGAACUUCUCCUUAUAGAGAUUCAUCACCUCCUUUAAAAAGUGUCCCGCAGGUGUGUUUCCCUUUUCCAGCUGCUGAGAGAGACAGAAAUAGAAAGUGUGUACAGGAGUGGAGAGUGAAGACUAGACACAGAAGAACUCUGCAGAGGAAAGCUGUUGAUAGACUGAGAGGUGGUAGCACCAGAUGUUUUGAGUAUUUGUAGGAAAAAAAUAAAUAAAAUUGAUGGAAAUUUUAGCAAAGAUAGAAUUGAAUAACCCAAACCACCCCCCACAAAAAGAGAAAAAAAGAAAAAAAAGGUUUCUCAAGCUUGGGACAGUCCUGCCAGCUUCACUUAUCAUUCUGGGCUGGGCUAAGUUCCCUCUCUCUUCAGUAGUUCUCUUCUCUCUUUCGCCCUCUCCUUGCAUUUGAGUGUAAUGAGAGCCAUGCGGUGAGUUGUGGAUGAGCGACGUCAGUUUGUAAGAGUGAGAGGAGCGGGACGGGACGGGACGGGAACACACACACUGAGCUGCUGGGAGUUUCAGUGCUGCUCGCAAGAACGUAGAAUUGGAGUGCCGGGACUGGGGGCUGCGCUGCUCCAUUGCACUCUCUCUAUUUCUUUCUUUGUAUCUCUCUGUCUCUCUCUCCUCUGGGUCUAAACGUGCAGCACAGGAACUGCAGCGGCAGAUAUGAACCUCUCACUUCCCCAGACUUCACAAAAAUAACAUCAAGAUGACAGAUGAGCAUUCCAUCAUUAAGGAAAUAAAGAGAUAAGGAAGAGAGAAAAUAUUCCUGUGCUUUGAACUUCUGCUACCACAUGCCUAUUGAUUUUGACUGGAACACAAUGUGUCCAUGUCACAGCCUGCACAGAUAAGGACCAGCGUGCUAAACUAUCCACACCGGCAUCAUGACUGAAGAGACUAAACAGCCCUUGGCUGCCAAAGAGCUGGAUAAUGAGUCCAAAAAACAGGAUAAGGGGACUGUGGAGCAUAAAAGCUUAAAAAAGUCCCCUGAGCACUUGCACAAUGUGAGGCUGGAGCCACAGACUGUGAACAAUCUUGCUAAGUUUGCAGAAAAAGAGAGAGACAAUACCCAGCAACGUGAGGCUGUGAUUCGGCCACAGCAGGCUGGAAAGAUUGAUUUUAAGUCACUGCAGAAUCAUUCAUUCAAUAGCAACAGGACGUGGCCCAGUGGUAAAGACAGCCCUCAGUCGCCUAGUGGAAAGAGUCGCAAUAGAGACAAGAGUAAAAAGUCAGGAAAAGGAGAGCGUGGCAACCCGCAGCAGUUGUAUAGACUGAGUAUUACAAACCCACGCUCAAAUCCCACAAUUGGGAUAGCCUAUCCCCAGCAGAAAGUCUCACCUCCAAAGAAGAUUGAGUCCAGCAGAGGUCCUGUCUCAGGCAGCUACCGCUUCCAUGUGCCAAGUAUUCCAGAGCGAGAGGCUGAACUGCAUCAGGAAGACCUACAGUUCAGAUGCUUCCAGGAUGGCUCACCUAACCCUACUUCCCAAAGCUAUACCUCACAGGCUGUUGGCGCCCCCUCUGGAGGACCUGCUCACCAAAAUCCACCACAAAUGCAACAGAAGCCCAGCCCAAUCGAGAGCAAUAGCACACAAUCUGCCAAUGACACUUUAUUCCCUGACUUUCAACUGAGCGAAACAGACACAUGGCAGUCUUCAGAUAGGACUUUCAGAAACAAUAGUUUUGGCCUUAAUUCACUAAAUCCAAACAAUCUUGUGGACUUGAACAAGUCCAAUGCUAGUUUUAUGCCCAUGCCAUUUCAGUAUGGAUACCCACUGUUAGACGAGUCAGCCUCUGAUUCCUUUCCCUGUGAUCGAAAUGCUCAAGAUUACAUUGAUGUUUCUCAUAAUUCAUUUUCCUUUCCAUCCUCUGCAGAGGGACACGAGGCCAUGAAAAGUAAUGUACAGUUUGGUAAUGAUCAGGUAGAGGACAGGCAGUCAUACCAGUUACACCCUAAACCACCCCAGUGCAUACAGACACAACAUAGUGUGCCAUCAUCUGUUCCUAGCAAUGAUGAGAGCUCAGUUUCAAGCACUUGCCAAUCAGAGCAGAGUAAAAGUGUUUCAGAUAAAUAUGAUUCUUUGGACAAGAGAGGCUGCCAUCUUAAAAAUGGCACCACCAGCAAGAGAGUUCUUAUUCAAGGCAGUGUUCAUCAUAUUCGCAAUAUUGCACAAGGUUCAAAUUCCCAAAUACACGUAAUUAGCCCUCCACAUAAUGGUAUUCAUGUUAGCCCAGGGUCUCUUGAUAAAAGUGUAAGUAAACAACAUGUCAGGGUAUCACACCCAUGGGAAGGACCAAACAAAGUCUUUCCACCACCACUCAUAGACCAGACUUCUACACCUUACCCCUUUCAGUACCAACCAGCACCAGAACAGAGACCAAACGGCAAUAAUGGCCAUAUGCCUUGGCAGCAGAUACGCUUCACAACGGCAUUGCCAAACCAAAACAGGAUUGAUCUCUCCAGGCAACUGAGCAAUCAACAGCUUACUUUUUUGAUAGGCCCAUCAGACUGGCAAGAUAAUAAGCCACGCAAAAACAGCAACCAGAAAGAUUCUAAUAACUUUCUCAACAAAAAUACAAAUGAGGGCUUCUCAAACCAAAGGCAGGAGAGUGUCAAGCAAGGCUUUAACACAAUUCCACCUUGUCAUUUUACAAACAAGGCAGAUACAAAUCAAGGUCAGGUGGGUGAUGCCAAGAAUAAGUCAUUCUUUGGUAUUAACCCCUCAGUGCCAGUGACAUCACGAAACUGUAGCUACCCUCCGUUACAUGUUGCACCCUUAGGGCUGAAAAUGGUGUCACCCUACGACUCUCCUUCACAUUCACCUACUCAAAAUCCAGCAUCUAGUAGUACAUGUUCAUCACUCUCCCCAGCCUCAACAAACUCUGUCAACAGUAACUCUGAUGACAGCCAAAUUUCAAAGGUUCUGUCCCCUCAGUUUUAUCAGCAGCAACAGGAUAAGGCAUUGAUAUCAUCCAGCAACAUGAACACCAACCAGCAUCACUACCAUUCGGAACCAUCCAGAGGCUUGCACUAUGAACAAGAAAAAACCAAAGAGAACAUUACAAGUUUCAUGCCACAUAACAGGCAUUCAAAGUCCAACAUGGACAAUGGGAAAGGUUGUCUGGAGACCUACAGAACAGAAAACCAUCCUCCACCUUCCUAUUCUGCCCACCAACUCGCAACUUCAUUAGUCUCAGCAAACCUUGACCAACUGGAUGUGCUUUUGACAUGCAAGCAAUGUGAUCAGAAUUUUAAUAACCUUGUCUCUUUUCUUGACCAUAAGCAAUACUGUGGACAGCAUACAUUUGCACAAAAUGAUUUUAAAGAUGUACCAAAAGUGGAAGACAUUAGGAAGUUUCAGACGGACCAGACAAAAGCCAUGUCAUCUGGAUCAAGUUACACAAUUUUGCGGAGUUCUUCAGAUCUGCAUCUGUCUCUACUUGGACUAAACAAGAAUGGGGAAAUAGUGCCAGAUAACGAAACCAAAGGAGAUCCACCUGCACCCCUGCCGGAUUUAGAAAUGGAAGAUCCCAAGUUGGAUAGCCUUAUCACAGAGGCUUUGAAUGGACUAGGCUAUCAGUCAGACAAUGCAGAGAUUGAUAGCAGCUUUAUUGAUGCAUUUGUUGAUGAUGAUCUGACCACUACUAAAUGUGCAUCAACAAGACAGACUUUGACUGCCAAAAACUCCACAACCUUUGAAGGUAGAACAAACAAUGAAUCAAAAUCCAGCGAGGGAUCUCAAGCUCACAGCAAAUAUCCUUUUGACUCAGACUUGGACAGCCUUAGUUCAGACAGCAAACUCACAGACAGCCCUUUCAAAGAAAGCCAACAUGAGUCGAUACAGAAGGAAGUCCUCAAAGCAGAAACCUCUCCAACAGAGUCCCAGUUGCAGGAGUCAAACUGCACACAAAUUGAGUGGGAAACAAGAAAGUCAGAGCAAAGAGAAGAGGAAAAUGAUUACAGUUCUAAGAUCCUUUUAUCAAGCAAGUUUUCUGCAAGAUGUGGACUUAAAAGCUUGCAGAGUAGCACAGCAUUAGUUAAAACAACAUCUACCUGUGCCAGUAAAAGUCCAACAGCUCAGAAACCAAUACCAACAGAAGGAAAAAGGAAGAGGACAGGUGGCGGAAGCUGGAGUAAAGAGCUUAUUCACAAAAUUGUUCAACAAAAGAACAAGUUGCAUAAACUCCAUGUGAAGGGCACCAAAAACAUGGAGUUUUCACUUGUGAUGGAGAGAGUGACUCCUGCAGUUCAGAACCCUACUUUCAGGGAGUAUGAUUACGUUUCUGAUUCAGAUGACGACUGUGAGCCUGUGAAGAUAGCCAGUCAGGGACGUCUGAGCCAAAGCAUCCGUUGCAAGUACACAUACACUAAAGAGUGCAAGGGGAGGAUUCGUGCUGACAAGAGCCGAGAAAGUUCAUGGAAACAAAACAGAAAUGAGGGCUUUGAUCCCAAGAAAGCUUUGGAUGUCUCUCCAUCCUUGAUGAAAGACAACCCUGGUCGCCCAAGGCUCAGAAGACGGAGCAGUAGGUCUUCCACAAGCAGUGAACUGAGCACAUCAAUAAGUGUUUGCAGCGACAGCAUUGGCAGUCCGAAAAGUACUGAUCAUACAGAUUCCGACUCUGAAAAACAAAUAGAAGUACAGAGGAAAGAUCAAAACUCUCUUGAACAGAAUGCAUAUGAAGAAUCACCAGCAAGGAUACGGAAAGAGUCUAGUACAUCACUGGCUUUGACUUUCACAAAAAAUACAAAAAGGUACAGCACUGAUAAGAUACUACUCACUGAGCACAAGGAUCGGUUCACUACUUCAAAAUGUUCAAGCAUUAUCUGUAAGACUGAAGAGACCGCAUCAGAGCAUACAAUGACUAAAAGUACUGUCAGCCUUGCCAGAUUCAAAACCACCAGACUUGAAAUAGAGGAAAAAGCGGACCGCUACGGUUUUGAGGCAGGAAUUAUUGCAACCACAGAAGAGCCAUUCCAAAAAGAUUACCCAAAAAAUAUCACAUCACCAAGAGGGUCUGGUAUAACACCAAAUCCAAUGGAAACCAACAACAAUAGAGAUUCUAGCCAUUUUUUUAAACUAAAAAAAGAUGUUGUUGCAUCAAAGGAUAAAUCUCACAAGAAAAGAACAAGUAGUUCUGAAUUUUCAGCACCCUUUUUUGAGAAAGCCAGCAAUGACAGCAUAUCAAGUGAAGAAACCAGCAGAAGUUCAAAUGAUAUGUUCCCUGACCCUGCACCUCUUUGCAGUUCACUUGUGGACAAAGACUGUUUAUCACCUCCAAAAGUCCAUGAUGCUACAGUACAAAAGAAUGGACAAUGUCUCAUUCCCUAUUCUUCAGAACAUGAUCAGAGUCUAAUAAAAUCGCCCCUUUCUUUUGACACAACAUCGAUGUUUGGUGACCUUUCAGUGGGAGGUUUUGAGAACAAUCUUUAUCCAGAUAUCCAGCUUGCCAAAGAGAGCUUUAGUCCUCUGGAAACCACAGCAGAUAAGAAGGAACUUUUUGAGUCAUCAUUCUCACCAUUCUUAGAGCAAAGAGACUGGAGUCUGAUGGUUGAUGUUACUCCUGUGCUACCAGAUGAGAUUUCUCAGUACAAAGAGGACUCUGACUCAAAUGAAAAUAAGACCAAUUUUAACCAUGUCCCAUUUUCUUUACCUGAGAAAUUAAUGGACUACAAUCCAAAUCUCAACAGUAGCGUGUCAGUUGAUGAUCUGGAAAUAAAAAGGAUAGUUACAGAGCUUGAGAGUCAGCUGCAAACAGCCAAGCUCAGCAGCCCUCCAACAUUAGACAGUGAGCUUCCAAAACCGUUAACCAUAAGCAAAUUCUCUCCACUGAGACUUGACCCUGACAGUGAAGAAGAGGACAGUAGCUUAGAGAUGAAAUGUUCCUCAGAUAAUCUGCAAAUUGACAGACCAGUAGACUCCCAAUCAGUGCUGUUUUCAGAGUCUGACUUACCAUGGUCUAGUCCACUUCCAUUUGGAUUGAUGUGUGGACAGCAAGGUCUUCAUACGCCAAUGCAUCCCUCCACUAUCAACACACCAACUGAUUCAGAACAUGACCAUUUGGAUGCAAAGAAUAGCAUGGGGCUCACCGUUUUGAACACAGAAAACGGUUCACCUACACAUCUAAACGACAAAACAGGGCCGAAUGACUCCUUAGACAAGUCAGAAGAGAUGCUUGAGCAUGAACUUUACACAGAAAAUCUGAUGAAGAGCUUGGAAGUGAUCUCAGAUUCUUUGUCUUCGGGUUUUACAUCACCUCAGUCAUCUCCUAAUCAAGAGAGUGUGGUUCCUGAGGAAGAUGACAAACAAGACCACUAUGAACAAAAUGAGUCUGAGCAUAUGGAAUCUAGAAACGCAGAAGCAGAGCUCACAAAGUUUUCAGUGGAGAAAAGAACAUUUAUCACAAACACAGCUAAACUAGAAGAGACAACCAGUGACAUUUCUGGAUCAGGCAACCGAACAAAAGCCAGCCUAAAGGAGACUUGUAAUGACACUCUCCACAAUGAAUUAGUAGCUAAUGAACAACAGCUUGCUGAGAGUUCUUUUGAGAGUCCACAAGCUGCAUACUGCAUGAACUCAAAAGAAAUCGACUCAAAGAAAUCUUCAGUCUCCAUAUAUGAAUCCAAGUGUGAGUCCCCUGUCAGCCAAACUGAGAAUGCUGAGUGUGAUACACAGUUUGGAAUUAAAGACUCAAAUUAUGCUAUCCAAAAUCCCGACUUCUCCAAAAUAUUCAACUUCUCAGCAUCCCUUACCAUACCAAAAGAUGAAAACACCCUGUGCGUAGGAGAAACACAGAAAUGUGAUGAAGAUUCAGCUCUAAUUACAAAUCCAGAAUUAAUUUCUGAAGACAAUGGACAUGCAUCUGACAAAAGAGGUGGAACAACAGACUGUCCGUCAAUGACAGACAUCCAACAGCCCAUUUUAAACAUCAAGUCUUCUCAUUGUGAAGACCGCUUAUCAACCCAUUCACAAUUAAAUAAUACACAACAGGUGGUUUCUCCUAAACAUCUUCCUGUAGUUCAAGAUGAACAUGAAUGCACAGCCAGUGUGGAGAGAGACCUGCCUGAUAUGACAUUGUUUUCUGUGCAGUCAGAAUGUGAAGAGAAUCAACAAAAGAACACAGAGCAGAGUUCUAAACUUCUUAUUUUGAAUCAAGAACCAGAGUUUUCCUACAACUCUAUCCAAAGUCCUUCUGCGCUGAAAGAUAAUGGUCCACUACCAAGCACAGUUACCCCAGCACUGAGUAAAAACAGACCAGCCCUGGAAGACAAGAACUCAGAUCAAAUAAAUACUGGCAAGUCAGAUAGUUUUGAUCCAGCAACAACAGAAUUAGAUCAUUCAUUUAAUCCCCAUCUGGAUUUAGUAGAAAUCACAGACAGUGACAUUUCUAGGCCUGGAACCCUGUUGACUGUGGACAAAAUCUCAAAUCAACCUUUUUCUGAAAAUUCUGGGGCAUUGGAUGAUUCUCAAGAUACAGGUGCACCGUAUGAAUUGAAACUCAGCCCCCUAAACUACAGUGAAACAAGUUUUGGUGACUACAACUUCACCUCUAAAUGUUUAAACAAAGACCAACCUGAUGUAAAAUCUAACUCCACAGACAGUUACAUUCUCAAUGUAUGUGCCUUCUCUCUUGAUGAGACAUCAUCAUCCAGCCCAACAUAUAAUGCAAAUGAACAAGAGCCAAAUAUUCAGGGCCAACUGACUAGACUUGAUAUACCCGAAACCUCUAUAAAUAACAACCAAAAUGAUAUCAAAUAUUCAAGCGUCUUAGCUUCCUCCCAUAAUUAUGUUGAGGAAGGCAGUACAAUUGACUCUGAACAAGUCUUAAAACUUAACCAAACUGACGUGAAAGGUACUGUUGAUUACAUGGAUCUGCACCUCAAAUUUCACAAGAAAGCAGAUCCUGAAAAGCUAGACCACCAGAUGAUCACUAGUGAACAUGAUACAAUGCAGAAGUCAACAAUGUUAGACAUCAAAGAGAUACCUAAUCCUCUGAUACACUGUGCAGAACUAGCAUCCAUGGGUCUUACAUUCACAUCUGUCCAAAACGAAGGACCGAGUCUAAAUGAGACAAAAACGUCACCAAAAAAGGGUGGUACACAGAAUGUAGUUCAAGGAAAAUUUCAGUGUGAAAUUUGUGCAAUGUUCUUUCGCUCACAACCUGGACUUAAAAGACAUAAAGCCAUGAAGCAUGUAGUAAAGACUGAAGGGAUUUCUCCCAUUGAAAAUCUAAAUAUGAGCAGUCAAAUGUUCAUGCCCAUUUUAAUGCCACACCCAACAGAAAAGGGACUGAAAGGUUGCAUGGAUGUUAUAAGUCCAGCAGUUCUUUCACCUCCAAACCGAAGUGAAAUCUCAGAUGGACAAGGACAGCAAGCAGAUCCACAUUUGAUCGUUCAAGGGAUUCCAAGGGAUUCUGAUAUGUCAGCUAUCCCAGAAAGUUGUAAUAUUGAUCAGACAGCUUCUCUUAAUGAAAAAGCAAAUAACAGGAACAGCACUUUGGAAAUGUUUGCUCCAAAACCAGAUACAUUUUCAGAUGAAAUACUCAGCACUCGUAAAACCGAUACAUUGCAGGCUAUCUCUGCAGAUUUUCCAUUAAUGGUACAACAAAACUGUCCUAAGUCACCUGAAAAACAGGUCCCAAAUAGCAGUCACAGCUAUCAUGAAGUCAGUGUGAGAGAGGAACAGAAGAGCAUGGCAGUAGCUAUCAGCGGUGAAGAGCAAAAGGAAGAAACAUCUUCUUCCAUAAGGCAUUCUAUAUUGCAUAAGAAAGGAGACACAUAUGACAUUGAUGAUGUUGUGACAAAGUAUUGUGCUAUUACUCCAAAAUGUGUUCAGACAGAAGAUGUACUCUAUCCACUUGGGGAUUCUUCUGUGGCUAUCAAGCAUGAGAACACUUGUUCUCCUGCAGAAGACAGUCAUGCACUUACUGGUACUUUAGGAAUAGGACCUGAUCUCAAGGCUUUCUUUGAUGACGAAAACACUUUUUCUCUAUUAUUCCCAAGAAAUGAUGACAGGAAAAGAAAGAAAUGUGCAAGGGUCUAUGGUAAAAGCAACAAAAAGCAAAAACAACUGUCCUGUUUAAUUUUAGACUGCCCUUCUACUGGUGCCUUUGUUGAUAAGGAUGAGGAGUCUAAAGAAAAUAAUAUGAGGCACAAGUUUAGCACUGACACAAAUGACCCUUGUGAAUGCGAAACCAUUGAGAUGACUCCCAAGAGCUUAGUAAAGUGUUCUAUAGAGAAUGCAUGUCAUUCAAAAGAUGACAUAAUAGAUAGACAAGCUGGUUACGAGGAAAAUGCAGAAACUGGCAUUAAAGUAUUUUUAUGGGGAAAGGAGGGCACAAUUAGACAACCCUUAGGGCAUCUGGAUGAUUUGCAUGAUUGCAUUGUGCCGGAGAACACAGUUCCUCAGGAAGACUGUAAGCCAGUGGUUCCUGCUACAGCCUGCCCUCUCCAAAUGGUCUGUGUUCAAGAAAAUGUCUCUUGUUCGCCAAGCACUGAGAUACCAAACCUUAACACGACAAUUCAACUUCCUGUACCAUUUUUUGAGCCUGAGAGAGAUAUGACUUUGGUAGAGACUAUUACAAGCACAGAACUGAAGGGCCCUGAAAGACCUUGCAAAAAGCCUGUGGAGCGGAAGUGUAGGAAACGAAUUGAAACUGGACUCAAACCUAAGCAUAAGCAGUACAAAUGCAAAGUGUGCUUUACAUGGUUUCUCACUUUAGGUGAGCUCGACUUCCACAAGCUGUCCCACAAUCCAUCACCUCCCCCAACUUGCUAUAUGUGUGUUCAACGCAAGUUUAGCUCACGGGAACAACUUAGGGACCAUCUCAGGGAGAAACAUGCCAAAAACAAAGCAGGUGUCUGGGCUUGUGGCAUGUGCUUGAAAGAAAUUUCAGAUGUCUGGAUGUACAAUGAACACUUGCGUGAGCAUGCCACACAGUUUGCACGAAAAGGCCAGUCUCAGAGCUCCCUCUUGGACAUGCCUGGGUGUUUCAUGCAGGAAAAUGCUGUGAAGAACUUUAUAUCUUCAAUAAUGCAGCAUCGACCCAGCAGAGCUACAAAAGGAGACAUCCUUAAAUCGCCAUCUAAGGAAGAGAAAAGAACCUCUUUAGAUGUUAAUGGACAAGAUUUGAAAAUUCCAGAGGAGUUUGAUUCAACAAGUCUGAAGAUUAAAACGAGUAUUGGGGGAGGAAGUAAACAUUGUGCACUGACAACGCUUGAGGUUCUACCUAAUGCAGAGACUCCUUCCAAAAGUGCUGAGAUGCAUCCUAAUUGCAAAGACCCUUCAAGGGACUGUCACCACUGUGGCAAGCAGUUUCCAAAGCCCUUUAAGCUCCAACGUCACUUAGUUGUUCACAGCUUGCAAAAGAUUUUCCUUUGUCACAAAUGUCCAGUGUCCUACCAAGAUGCAAAGAAGCUUGAAGACCACCUUAAAAAUUAUCACGAGGCGACAGAUGAGCCAGACUCAAAGCAUACCACGCUGUAUACUUGUGAACUCUGUGCCGACGUCAUGCAUGUAAUUAAGAAGUCCUUCAUCUGCAGUACCUGCAACUACACGUUUUCCAAAAAAGAACAGUUUGAUCGUCACAUGGAGAAACAUCUUGCUGGAGGGAACAAGAUCUUCAAAUUCAGGGGAGUCGUGAGACCUUGCAAGCCUUUCAGUUCAAAAGAUGAUAUGUCUGACAUGCCACCAAGCAAGAAAAGGAAGGCAAUGGAGAGCAGCUUAGACAUGACAGCAUCCCAUAUGCAAGGCAUCGCAUCAGUGUUGCCAAUCAUAGAAGACACUGCUCAGAAUAGUAUGGAGGACCAUUCUACUGAAACAAACAAUACCAGUGUGAAAAUUGAAGAUGUAGCUGAGGACUUCCCUGAAGUUGUCAAGGACAUUAUAGAGUGUACAGUGCAAACUGAUUCUGCAGAACAGAGUCUUUCAUCAACAGAGCUGAAGGAAGAGGAUCAAAGCUCUUCUCCAUCUCAUAAAAUCCAAGCGGAUGAUCCCAGGGAAAUCAGUGCAACAGACAAAGAAGCUCUGACAGAAAUUUAUGACGUUAAAAUAGAAGAUGACUGUUGCACAAUUCCAACAACAUUGUUAAAUUCAGAGAUUAACACUGACAUAAUUUCCAGACAAAAUGGAGACAGGGUGGAGACAAACCCUUCAGCAAGCCUUGAAAAUGCAAGUGGACAAGGGGACUCAAGUGUAUCCACCAUUCAAGUGUGCGGUCAAACAGACACAAGUUUACCAAAGCAAGCCAUGCAACGUCUCUCAUCUUGCAGUGACUUUGAAUUCUCAUCUGUGAAGCAGUCUUUAAACGAGACAAGCUAUUUGAAGCAGGAUCAAACAACCGAGACUUUAUUUUCAAUCAACAGAGAUGAGAAUAAAGAUGACAACAGUGAACAGCCGACUACUGGCCAGGCUGAUCACAUAACUAUGGUUAAAUCUGAUGAAACUUUGAAACAUAGUCUUGAAAAUAACCCAAGGUGCCUUGGUACCACUGAUUCUGCACGUCACCCCAACAUCUCUAAAACAUGUGAAGAAAAGGACUCGACCAAACAACAGAAGAAGAGGAAAGAACUUAAGACACCUCUCAGCUCUCAGAGAACACCAUCUCCAACUGCAAGGGAAAAUUUGGGCAUCGACCCAAAAAUCAAAAAGAAGUUCAGACCUAGCAGGUGUGAAAAUAUUGACGGUCAAUGGAAAACCGAUGUUCCCAAUGACUAUCAAGUGCUUACAUCAGUAAAGGAUGACACGGUCAGCAACAAAAUAAUCUCCAGGCAUAAAAUAGGAUCUUCUAAUCUGGGUCUUCACCUAAAAAAAGGUUCGGUAGAUUUCACACAAAAAAAGGUUGAGACCGUACGUCACUUCAACGGAGAUUGCAAAGUGAAAAAGAGCAUUCCAAGUAGACCCAUCCAUUCCCCUUCUUCCAGGGUCUCUACCCUUAACAACUCAUUUAAUAAAUCACGGUCCAAGCCAGGGGUCAGAUCCAUAGAGACUCACUCAUAUCGUACUGCAGAGUCACAAAACAACCUCCUCAGCCAGCUGUUUGGCCAAAGACUAACUAGUUUUAAAAUUCCUUUAAGGAAGGACACUUCUGAAUCUAUUAAUUAAGGAUUAAAUGGAUGCUAUUAAUGAGGAGGUAAUUAAGUGAUCCACUAGGCAUGUUAUUAAGGCAGUUUAUUCAUGAGACUAGGAUUGUAUGCCCCUCCUCUGUGAAAUCAUUUAAUUCCUUGUUUAGUCACUUUAUCGCAUUCCUCUUGUAAAUGUGUAUUUACAUGUAUGUGAAGACCAACAACAACACAAAAGAAAUGUAUGAAUAUAGGAUGAAUUUGUUGGUUACAAAUGAGUUUAUCUUCUCUAUUUUAUAGUGGAGCAUUAUCCCUAAGAGAGUGUAUUUCAUCAACAACAAAGAAAGGUUUUCGUAAAAUCAUUUACUUGAAAUUGAACUGAGAAUAUUUGAGUUCCAAAUAAUGCAUGACACUUUUACAUUACAUGUUCUUGGAUGUUUUCCUAGCAUCAGGACCAAAAGACAUCCUAAGUCUGGAUCGUGUCAAUGUGCCUAUUGUAUAUGCUUCAGAGAAUUACUCCUUCAUACUCUUUUACUUUACUGUAUUGCGAAGACAAUCAUUAGUAUUAGCUUUUGUAUCACUAAUUGGUGCUAUUGUAUUAUAAUUAUUAUUAUUAUUUGUGUAAUGUGAACACAAAGUCUUAUAACUGAAGGGAACAUGUAGCAAUUACAGUCAUCAUUGCUGGUACUCAACAGUUUUAGAGUAAAUGACACAAAAAUACAGUGUAAGAUCAAUCGAAAAAGAAAGGGUUCAUUUGUGUCUUCAUUUGAUGUGUUCAGAGGAGGGCACGGGAAAAGCCUUUUCCAAAACUGAAUUUAGUUUAAUUUCAUCUGUAAUAUGAACUCAGGUGCUAUUAUUGCGCAUGAAACCCUUAGGAAUUCUUCCCAUGCACUGAUGUUACCAUACAAAAACCCCACACAUGAUCUAUAAUGUCCCCCAGUUCUUUAAUUAUUACUAUUUACUAGGACAAAAGGUGCUUUGUCAUGUUUAUAUGUAUCUUGUAUUGUAUAAUAUUGUAGGUUGAUCUAUUCCAGUGCAAUGCAUAAUGUCAAAGUUCUAUUUUAAUAAUGUGCAAAAGAUGAAGAGAAAAAGGAAAACACAAUGCCUACUAAAGGCUUAUGAGUGGAUCACAAAGUGCAUCAUAUAAACUUGUUUAUUAAAAAAAUAUA